Molecule: messenger RNA, 11163 nt
Organism: Gadus morhua (Atlantic cod)
Lineage: Eukaryota; Metazoa; Chordata; Actinopteri; Gadiformes; Gadidae
Gene: cux1a
Product: cut-like homeobox 1a
Exons: 25
Coding region: 246-5177 (1643 amino acids)
Biological process (GO): regulation of transcription by RNA polymerase II
Cellular component (GO): nucleus
Molecular function (GO): DNA-binding transcription factor activity, RNA polymerase II-specific; RNA polymerase II transcription regulatory region sequence-specific DNA binding
Source: RefSeq, a predicted model, not a curated record
CCAUCCCGACUUUUCACUAAUAGAAAGACUGGCUUGAACCCAGUUCAAUAUUUUAUAACUGGCUCCCGUUCAAUAUCACAGGUCGACGUUCAAUAACUCCAAUCCGCGCCCGUAUUCAAUAAGCGCUCAUCGUGUUCAACCGCUCCGCUCCGUGUUUUGCGUCCUCCGCUCCCCCUCCUUCCCGCUGGAUCCCAGCCCCUCGCGCUCUAUCUCUAUCACUCCACUCCGUCUCAAUAUGUCUCAAGAUGGCGGCCAAUGCGGGAUCGAUGUUUCAAUAUUGGAAGCGCUUUGAUUUACAGCGGUUGCAGAAAGAUCUGGAUGCUACGGCUGCGGUGUUGGCCAACCGACAGGAUGAGAGCGAGCAGGCCAGGAAACAGCUCAUCGAUCAGAGCCGGGAGUUCAAGAAGACCACACCAGAGGACCUUCGGAAGCAGGUAGCUCCACUGCUCAAAGGCUUUCAGGCAGAGAUCGACGCUGUCAAUCAGAGGAGCAAGGAGUCAGAAGCUGCCUUCCUACACGUCUACAAGAAACUAAUUGAUGCUCCAGACCCGAUGCCGGUGCUGGAGGCGUCCCAGCAGCUGCAGCUCUCAGCCCAGAGGAUGCAGGAGGUGGAGACGGAGAACCAGAGGCUCCGGGCGGCCCUGGAGGGCUACCAGCAGGACCGGGCCCAGCUCCACCGCUACGAGAUGACAAUUAAAGCACUUAACCAGCAGAUAGAAGGGUACGAGAAGAGCUCCCGGCAGACCACGCAGCCGGGGGGAGGGCACCAGCGGCUGGAAGGAGAGGCCCUGGAGAGAGAGGGCCUGGAGAGAGAGGCCCUGGAGACAGAGGCCCUGGAGGGAGAGGCCCUGGAGAGAGAGAGAGAGGCCAUGGAGGGAGAGGCCAUGGAGAAAGAGGCCCUGGAGGGAGAGCGCCUGGAGGGAGAGGCCCUGGAGGGAGAGCGCCUGGAGAGAGAGGCCCUGGAGAGAGAGGGCCUGGAGAAAGAGGCCCUGGAGAAAGAGGGCCUGGAGGGAGAGGCCCUGGAGGGAGAGGGCCUGGAGGGAGAGGCCCUGGAGACAGAGGCCGAGGCCCUGGAGGGAGAGGGCCUGGAGGGAGAGGCCCUGGAGACAGAGGCCGAGGCCCUGGAGGGAGAGUCAAAGACAGGCACGUUCAGGGACGAAGAGGAGAAGCGAGAGCGAGUUUGCGCUGAUACUGAGGACGAGAGUGAGCAUAAAGAGAGAGGGCACCCUACACCUUCGGGCCGGGAGGGGGCUGACGUCAGCGGCCGACACCAACACACAGCACUUGAAGUGAAGCAGACGGAGGACCUGAACAGCAAGUCUGACAAAGAGUCGACUACAAAGGCAGACCACAUGAAGGAGGUGAUGUCAGAGCUGGAGGUAGCCAAUCAGAGAGCGGACGCUGCGGAGCAGGAGGCCGCCGCGCUACGGGACCAGCUGACGUCGGCCCACCAGUCCCUGCAGCUGGCCACGCAGGUCCAGAAGGCUCCGGAUAUGGAGCGGGCCCUGGAGGUGCUGUCGCGCUCCAACUUGGAGGUGGAGCUCAGCACCAAGGAGCGCCAGGUGCUGCAGCUGACGGAGGACGUGCAGACGCUGCACAGCAGCCUGGGCCGCGUCAGGGAGACCUCCGCCGAGCAGAUCGGCCAGCUGAGGCGAGAGCUGGAGACCCGCAAGGCCGCGCUCAAGCGACUGGAGGAGAAGCUUGGCGAACAAGCAGACUACGAGAACAUCAAGAAAGACCUCCGUUCUCGCAAGUCCACCGAGUCUGGAACGUCAAACUGUUUGUCAGCUCAGGACUUCAAGCCCAUGGACAUGUUAUUACAGGAGAGGAGUCAAUACGUAAAGAUAGAGAAGUCCUCUCUGAACCACAACAAUAGUGAUUUGAGUGCUGCGUCAGGGCAGAGAGUGACGGAGGCGCUGCAGCAUCUCCUCUCCAGCCCCAUGAUGAACCACCAGAGCCGACAGGACUCCCCCCCUCCUCCUCCGCCUUCCUCCCAGCUGCUCGUGCGCACCAGCAGCUCCUCCGCCAAGUCCUCCAACGAGGAGCCCCACAGAGCCGCCAACGGCACCCACCGCUUCUCCCCGACGGGCGUGGGGAUCGUCGGGGGCCAGGACUUCUUCACCCCGUCCUCCGUGGCGUCGGUCGGCAGCGCGGCCUUCCCGCUGUCCGGGAAGAUCGCCCUCAACUCCCUGCUCCACCGGCAGCUCAUGCAGACCUUCUACUCCAAAGCGCUGCAGGACUCGGUGUCCUCCCCCGGCGGCGGCGGGCUGCUCUUCUCCCCCGCCGCCCACUACCAGCCCCCGCCCGGGCCCCACCCCGCGGCGCAGGCCCACGGCCAGCCGCCGCCGCCGCCAGCCUCCGCCACGGCCAGCCCCGACGCCAACGGCCCGGUGCCGUCCCCCAGCCAGUCGGAGGGGGCCGGGAGCGCCUCGGAGGGGGAGGACAUGGACACGGCGGAGAUCGCGCGGCAGGUGAAGGAGCAGCUGAUCAAGCACAACAUCGGCCAGAGGAUCUUCGGCCACUACGUGCUGGGCCUGUCCCAGGGCUCCGUCAGCGAGAUCCUGGCCCGGCCCAAGCCCUGGAGCAAGCUCACCAUCCGGGGAAAGGAGCCCUUCCACAAGAUGAGGCAGUUCCUGGCCGACGAGCAGAACAUCCUGGCCCUGCGCAGCAUCCAGGGGCGGCAGAGAGAGCACCCAGGCCAGAACCUAAACCGAGUGUUUCAGGAGGUUCCCAAGCGAAGGACCGGCUCUGAGGGCUCCGCCAGGCCAGGCAACAUCACCACCCGCAUCCGCACCCCCGAGACGGGCUCAGACGAAGCCAUCAGGUCCAUCCUAGAGCAGGCCAAGAGGGAGCUCCAGGUCCAGAAGUCUGCGGACUGCCUGCAGUCUCCCUCCCCCGGGGGCGGUGGCGCCGAGGGCUCCGACGACGCCAUCACCAGCAUCCUGGAGCAGGCGCGCCGGGAGAUGGAGGCGCAGCACGCCGCGCUGGAGCCCCUCCUCAAGGCCUCGUCCAGUGACCUCUCCCUGCUCCCGCCCAAACUCUACCUGGGUGCCUCGGCGGGCCUCUCCCAGGCCGCCCUCUCCUCGCUCUCCUACGCCUCGCUGAAGAGGGCCGCCGCACUCAGGCCCGCCUCCUCCUCGCCCUCGCCCGCCGCGCCCUCCCCGGCCGCCAUCUUGGACUUCCACCUGGGCGUCCCGGUGGUGAAGAGGGAGGCGGGGAGCGGCGCGGGGGGAGGCGGAGGCGAGGGGGCCGCGGAGGCCGAUGGUCUGGCCAGCGGCAGGCCGGGAGCCGCGGCGCGGGGGUCCUGGCGGGAUCACUGGUGGAGCAGCAUGCAUCCCCCCGGAGGGUGGGCCAAGACGGAGGAGCCAAGGGACCCGGAGGAGAGCAAGGAGAGGCCGGCCCGUCCAGCCGGCCCCGCCCUCUCCUCCUCCUCCUCCUCCAUGGACUACUGGAAGGAGUGGCCGCGGGCCGACUCACCGUACUCCCACGCCGGGCCCGAGGCCACGGGCCCCCUGAGCCACGCCGACACGCCGCACGGCACCCCGUCCCCGCUGGGCCUGGGGGCCAGCCUGGGCGCCCUGGGGCCCCUGCUGCCCUCCGGCGGCUCGGCCAUGGCCACGGCGGCGGCGGCGGGGGCCAAGGCCCCGCGGCCGGCGGUGGCCCCCCUGAAGCCGGAGCAGUACGAGCUGUACAUGUACCAGGACGUGGACACGCAGGACCUCACCCAGCAGAUCAAGGACAAGCUGGCCAAGAACGGCAUCUGCCAGCGCGUCUUCGGGGAGAAGGUGCUGGGGCUGUCCCAGGGCAGCGUGAGUGACAUGCUGUCGCGUCCCAAGCCCUGGGCCAAGCUGACCCAGAAGGGCCGGGAGCCCUUCAUACGGAUGCAGCUGUGGCUCAACGGCGAGCUGGCGCAGAACGUCCUGCCACUGCAGGGCCUGGCCGUUACAUUGGAGAGCACCCCCAGGACGUCGGCCAGCUGCAGCCCGGCCCAGUCCCCCCUGAGCUCCGUGGAGGACUCAGUGAGGAGCCUGGGGGAGCCCCCCCCGGGGGUGGCUGCGUGCGACGGCGCCCCGCAGGAGGCCAGCGAGGCAGGGGAGGAGCGGUGUCCCGGCAGCCCCCCGCCUAUGCCCGGCCUGGCCUCGGGCCUCAGCGUCCAGGAAAUGGUGGCCAUGUCCACGGAGCUCGACACCUACGCCAUCACCAAGAAGGUCAAGGAGGUGCUGACGGACAACAACUUGGGCCAGCGUCUGUUUGGGGAGAGCAUCCUGGGUCUGACCCAGGGCUCUGUGUCUGACCUGCUGGCCCGGCCCAAGCCCUGGCACAAGCUGAGCCUGAAGGGCCGUGAGCCCUUCGUCCGCAUGCAGCUGUGGCUCAACGACCCGCACAGCGUGGACAAGCUGAUGGACAUGAAGCGCCUGGAGAAGAAAGCCUACCUGAAGCGACGGCACAGCCUGGUGACCGAGGGCCACGGCAGCACCGGGGAGCUGGGCUUUUCCCUGGGGGACUACAGCCCCCAGCCCCACCCCCACCAACAGCCCCACCAGCAGCAGCAGCAGCAGCCUCCAGGGGGACACCUCAAGAAGCCCCGUGUGGUGCUGGCCCCCGAGGAGAAGGAGGCCCUGAAGAGGGCCUACCAGGAGAAGCCCUACCCGUCCCCCAAGACCAUCGAGGAGCUGGCCUCGCAGCUGCACCUCAAGACCAGCACCGUCAUCAACUGGUUCCACAACUACAGGUCUCGGAUCCGCCGGGAGCUGUUCAUCGAGGAGAUCCAGGCGGCGGCGGCCGGCGAGAGCCGCAGGGCCGCCGGGGGGGAGAGCGACUACUGCGACGGCACCGAGUCAGAGGGCACGGCGGACAGCAGCCGCCUGGACCCCGCCCAGGAGGGGGGCCUGGACCCCGCCCAGGAGGGGGGCCUGGACCUCAGCCAGGAGGGGGGCCUGGACCUCAGCCACGAGGGGGGCCUGGACCUCAGCCAGGAGGGGGGCCUGGACCUCAGCAUGGAGACGGGAUGCGGGGCUCUGGACAGGAGCCAGGCCCCGCCGCGCGUCCCGGCCCCGCGCGGCGGGAACCCCAGAGAUAGCUCCCUGCGCAAGAGGAAGGCGGCCAACCUGAACAGCAUCAUCCACCGGCUGGAGAAGGCGGCCGGCAAGGACGACCUGCACGACUGGGAGUUCUGAAGCACUCAGGAACCUCUUUUAGCAAUAAGGCCAUGACGCAACACAGGAGAUGAUAUUUUUUAUAGUGCCCUGACACACGACGUUGGACCCUGGCACACCGGCGGCCAGCUUCUUCUUUGUUGGUACUUCUUUUGUAUCGUUGAAGAUGUGGUUACGUUGCUUGGCGGUGUAGGUGGUGGUUGUUGGGGGGGUGGGGAUGUUGCAUCGCAGCAUCUCUUAAAUGGACUGGUUUCCCCCCCCCCCCCCCCACACACACACACACACACACACAAAAAAGAAUUUGAAAAAAAAAGCACUUCCAGCAAAAGCGGCCCUUAAACGCCGGCGAGAGGUUUGAGUUAGAGACAAGCCCCGGUGUCGCCUCAUCAAGACUGUUUCACUCCACAGCAGAUCCACCUCAAAGGGAACAAUAGAUCAGAUAACCCAUGAGGACCGAGGUACACCCGUUCUCUCCCAGUGCACGGUGUCUGGGACGUCUCCAAGUAACUCACCUCUCUGGGCCCGUCACGGCCAUCUAAUGGCCUGGGACCACUCUUGAAGCUGUGGACUCCAUACAAGCUGUAUUUAUAGUAACCCAUGUACCGACUCCCCCCAAUCAUGACUCUCAACAGCCAUUUGGUUGCCACGAAGAGAUUGCACAGUCAGUUGACUCUAAACAAUAUUAGUUUUUGACUCAUACAUUUUUGAUAAAAAUGAAAAAGUGAAAAUACUAAUCAUUUGUUUUAAAGAAAUUGCUAUAUAUACAUGAGAAUCACACUUUGUUUCAAGCUAAACAUGAAAUGCAAUAGUUAAGUCAGGAAUUAGGCUACGAUCUUUUAAUAACAUACGUUUAGGUUUCCUUUGUUCCCAACAUAGAUUGUUUUGUUAUGUAACGCACAGCUUGUUGCUAGCUUUAACAACGCUGCCAGGGGCAGGACUAUUGGAGGACGGCAGUUUAUUUAAUACGCUUUGUUUUAAGGCCAAAAUCAGGUUGGAGUAGGAAAACCAGAGGAAAAAGGAAAAGAGAAUUGAGACAAGAAAGCCAAUACCCUUUCUAUAUGUUUUGAUGUUUGUCAAUUAAGAACUUUUAACAUAUUUAACUAUAACAAAAUGGACACACACAAACACGUGCGCACACAAACACAAACACACUUUCAAAACCUCGUAAUCUUGGCGGGCCGUGGGUCCAAUAGCCACAUGCAGCUCAUUGGUUGACCCCAAAGGCAAGAGGGCAUUUCAUUGGAUGAGAGACCCAGAGAUGCAUUGCCUUCUUCAUCAAACACUUCCUGUUUUGUUUUCCGUUUCUCAACUUCAGCUGUUACUUGGCUGUGUGUCUGUGAGACCUAGUAUCUCACACACCUGCACAAAGAGCGCCAAUAGCACACACACACACACACACACACACACACACACACACACACACACACACACACACACACACACACACACACACACACACACACACACACACACAUACACAUAUACACAUACACAGCUGCCCCGUACUGAUGCAAGUCACUAUUUGUAUGUCAUACCUGGUUCAGAGUGCCUGUCCACUGCCUAACCCCUUCACCUCUCUUUCACCUUUUGAUGUUAUGGGAAUGUCUGUGUUGGACAGUUCUUACCUGCACUUUUUCCUGUGCUUGUGUAUGUGUGUUUGUGUUAGUGGGUGAGUGAGACUUAUUAAUAUGCAUCCUGUGACCAAGCAGUCUUUUCAUAAUAACUCGACUAGACUGGGGUAUCCUCACUUGAACCGGUUACUGCCCACGCACACACACAGACACAGACACUCACACACACACACACACACACACACACACAAACACACACAUACACAUACACACCAGACAUACAUGGCUCAGAAACAGACUUGUACCAAGGAGUUGUUCGUUCUACUGGUAUAACAGAUUCACCGCUCAUUAGGUCCUUAAACCAUUUAUUUAAAAAAUGUGUAUGUUUUUUCUCAUCUUUUGUCCAUUCAAAUUAUUUAUAGGUGCUUUUUUUUUACAUUCUAAUAUCAAGUAUAUAUUUUUUGUGUUUUCUCAUUAUUUUCAUUAUUCCUAUUUUCAUUAUGUUGUUAUUGUUAUUCUCACGUAUGAAGGGACAGUAGAGGUGUUGUUACAUCGUUUGUUACAUUAUUGUUGUUUAACUAACAGACUGCCGGCAGUAUUGGGUCAUACUUACAUACACACAAGAUGUAGAUGUCGUUAAAUCCUAAAUAUACAGUAUAAAUAUAUAUAUAUAUGUGUAUGCAUAUAUAUAUAUAUAUAUAGAGGUAUAUAUAUGUAUACGUUUUUCAUGUUGGUUUUAAAGUGUAAUUUAGAGUAGUGUUUACAACUCUGCAUAGUGUGAGUUUAGUUCCUGGUCUCUGCAUGCUAUUCUUAUUAUUUCUUGUGUGACGCAGUGUUUCUCCACCCCAGACUCAACGCAUUGACCCCACAUGUCGGGCCCUCUCUUUAAGAAGGGUCCAGGUCAGUAAGGGGUAACCCAUCAUUUCACCUCAUCUCGCUCCGUGGGAUCACCUUAUCUUACACUCCUCACGACUGAUGUCACCGUGUUCCAUCUUUUACUCCGCAGAAGGGCUGUAGCACAGUUUUUUUGAAGGUUUAUCAAGAGGACGUCUCCCCCUCCCCAAAGUUCACCUCAAUCAGGACACUUACCUCCAAACCAACAGGGCUUAUUGCAAAACAUCAGCUUACUUUGCUUCAGCAUUGCAUUGGCCUCCGUACAGCUCUCCUGGUGACCCUGAAUCCCGCUAAAGCAUCGCCCCAACGCCCCCUAAACGUUACUCUUAUGUCCCGGUUGAGAACCGGGCCUCCUCAAGUGCCACGCUGCACACAAGGCCCGCUUAAAGCAGCCCUGUUCAGCUCAAUGAUUGGACUCUAAUGAAUUGAUGGAAGCACAAGGUCACACACACUCGGUCUCACUCGUUGAUUUAACACUCUAAAAUGACGCAUAGCACACAACUUAGUGGGAAAAUUGACAAAUAGUGCCUUUGUGAGCCCGGCUUGAGUUUUGACUUGAUUAAUAAUGAAUACUCAUAAAGUUCAGUUCAUUUGAAGUCACCAGUUCUUACAUUUUGUUGAAUAUUCUAUAAGGCUAUGAAUACAUGAUAAACAUUCAUGCAAAGCAUACAAACAUAAAAUGUAGCAUUUCCAUGUUCAUCCUGGCAGCGAUGCCAAUGCAUCUUGUUGCAUCGUAUCCGAGUCAUUCUCCCUUUACUUGUACCGCAUGUCUUUAAGUACAAGGAUAUACACGUGUUGAACACCAUUCUGAGCACCUGCGUUUGGUUGCCAUUAUCAAGUUUUUGGCAGCUGUCAUUUUUUGUUAAGAGCAGCACACUCCAAAGCUGAAAGAAGCUCCCACUCAUAGAUACCAAAGUAGCUUAUUGGAAAGUCCUCUACAGAGUGGCACCUCGUGGUGGGGUUACGAGCAGUAGGGGACCUGAUCUGAGUGACAUCCAAGAAGUCAGAGAGGACCAAAAACAGGUUGAAUUCUAGUGUUGUAUGUUUUCAUCAUACUCACAUGGUUUAAUAUCUUAGUUGCGAGGGCUGUAUGUUGUCAGCCAAACAAACCUUGACAAAGGAACUCACGUUAAGAUAAAGAAAAGUUUAGGAAUAAAGGGGGGGAGGUUUUAUUCAAAAAGUUGUUGGCAAAGCAGAACAUUUUGAGAGUUUGAUUCAGAAGAAUUCCCGCAUUGCAGAGAGUUUUUGUGGCAAAACAACACUGAUUGCAUGGUCUUGGCCAGUUUGUUUUCCUUUAUUUGCAAUGGUGUUGUUAAAGAAAAACAAGUCAAAGUGUCAUUGCAGAAUCUGCGAUUCUCUAGACACAUUUCAGGAAUUUGCCUUUUGCAAAUAUUUUUCUAUAGAGCUAAAUCAGAUUGCUAUUGUGAUUAUACACUGUCAUAAAAGUGUGCAGGUGAAAUAUCCUCAUGGAAGUACUUAAACAUUAGAUUGUUUUAUGAUAAUUAUAUUCAAAUAUUGUACUGUUUCAUUAUUCCACGUGUCCAAACAUACUUAGUUAAAAAUGAUAAAUUCCCCAAACCUCAUUUGCCUUUUAAUAUUUGACCUUGUAAUAAUACAGUUGUCGAAUAUUAUCGUCAGUCACAGUUGGCAAGAUGGCUUUCAGGAUGGUAUUCGUAACGUAUAGGUUAAUAAUAGAUGUGUCUGUAUUUACUCCACUCAUCAAUUUCACUUCCAUCUUUAAUUAAUUUUAAAGGACACAAUAAUAUUACCACAUAAAAAACUACACCUGCACAGUGCAAUUUUGUUUGACCUUUUUCACCGAAUUAUUAUUAUCUAAACUUUUUUUCUCCAGAGACAAAACAGAUUGAGGCAGAACCAAUCCAUGUCAUGAAUGCGCUUUGGGUUUAUAGUAAUAUUCUUCUAUUUAUUUCAUAACAUUAUGAAGUACAGGCUGCAGUGACUGGGCUGGUGUUGAUUAGUUCAAACAGCUCAACCAUCCUCAGCAUUCUGAAGACAUUCAACAUUUAGAUUCCCUGAUUAUUGAUUUAAUUUCAACGGAAUGUUUCGAUGCUGACGUUAAUUUUAGAUUUCCGAAUUUAUUCUUAGAAUUCUAGUUUCAAAAUCGUUUUAAACCCUUCUCUGUGGAACCAGGUCAAUGUUUGUGUUUUGUGUUUUAUUUUAUUUUGAAAAUAACAGAAAUUGUAUGGAGAAGCUAGCUACACCUGCACCUCACCAAUACUACUACUACUUAACCAGGAUUAUAAGCAUCCUUUAAGGUGUAUAUUUCAACUGCUAACAAAGAUUCUAUAUAUUUCUUUCAUAUAUUUUGAGCACAGUGGAAAGUGCCACGGGAUUCUAAUAUUGGACUAUUUUGUAUUGUAUAGGGUUGUAUUUUAUUAGUUAUUUUUGUUCUCAGGCAUCCAUCAACGAUUAAUUCAUAACGGAUAGUCAGUCACAUCUGUGUGCCGUCCAAGCCGAUUCCAACCUCAUGAUUGCUAAUGUCUGAACUCAUUCAUCACUUUUAAUGAUGGUUAUUUUUCAAAGUCUGUUACCAGAUACAAUUUAGGUAUUUUAACGGAAAUCUUUGACUACUUUUGGUUUGACCUAAUGUUGAUUCUCAUUCUUAUUUUAUAAAUUAGCUGGCUAAACGUUUUGUACCAAAUAUAUUGUAAGAUGUUAGCAUUAUGUUCCAUUCUCUAUUGAUUAGCAACUUUAUUGAUGGUCUCCUAAUCUUGGGCCUUUGCCACUAUUUUGGAAAACCAUAAUUGUAUAGUCAUCAGUUUUUCAUCAUUUUCUCAUCCAUAUUGUUUCCUGAUUCUUUCUGAUUACGUGUCCUUAUGUUUCUGACUAACGCGUUACAAAUGAAAGCCUGCUUCAACCAAAAAGUGUCUUAUCUAAUGCAAACCAUUACUAAUAUCAGAGGAUUAAAUCACCCUUUCACACACUUAUUUAAGAAAGAUUAGGUUUGAGGCAUUUGUUUUGGCAUUAUCUGUGUGUCUUUCCUUGUCCUGUUCCCUUGCAUUUUUAAGGACUUCAUUAUCUUUUGUUCUGUUAUUUAUUUUUAUUUUCUCAACUGACUGGCUCAACUCACUCAGUCUCAGCUGGUCUCAUGUUCGUCUUUUAAAGCUCAGGUGGGCAUAAACCAUUGUAUUGGGGGACAGACUGCCAAACUCUCUCUCGCUCUUUCUCUGUCUCUGAGUGAUGUUCAAAGAUGUUACUAGCUGGUCUAUUUUUUAUAUUCAGAGAUGGCUAGACCCCAAUCUGUUGUCAUUAACUGAAGCAAAUGUAACCGAUAGUCCUAUCACUUUUAAUGGUUAUGUAACUUUUCCAAAUGUCUCUUUCUACAAUGUAUUGAUACUCUGGUCCUUUUUUUGUCACGUUAACACUUUUUUUCCCAGCACUGUAUGACAGCUCCUAUACAAUAUUUGAAAAGCAAUAUCACUGUAUGAAAUUCACUAUGUGUUAUUGUUAUUACUAUUGUUAUUAUUCACUAGCACACUAGGUGUGAUUAUUGAAGUAAAUAUCUUUUAUAUAAACACAAA